Messenger RNA from Protopterus annectens (West African lungfish), 1680 nucleotides. Its product is annotated as dual specificity mitogen-activated protein kinase kinase 3. The transcript has 8 exons. Lineage: Eukaryota; Metazoa; Chordata; Ceratodontiformes; Protopteridae. Gene Ontology annotation, biological process: protein phosphorylation; MAPK cascade. The coding region runs from base 43 to 765 and encodes 240 amino acids. The record is from RefSeq and is a predicted model, not a curated record. Gene Ontology annotation, molecular function: MAP kinase kinase activity; ATP binding.
AUUCGAGCAACUGUAAAUAGCCAAGAGCAGAAGAGAUUACUUAUGGAUCUUGACAUCUCCAUGAGAACUGUAGACUGCCCAUUUACUGUUACUUUCUAUGGUGCUCUUUUUAGAGAGGGUGAUGUCUGGAUAUGUAUGGAAUUGAUGGACACAUCAUUGGACAAAUUCUAUAAAAAAGUUAUAGAGAAAGGUCAGACAAUACCUGAAGAUAUACUUGGAAAAAUUACAGUGUCUAUUGUGAAAGCUUUGGAGCAUUUACACAGCAAGUUGCGUGUUAUUCAUAGAGAUGUAAAACCAUCUAAUGUUCUCAUCAAUAAAGAGGGCCACGUAAAGAUGUGUGAUUUUGGUAUUAGCGGUCAUCUUGUAGAUUCAGUAGCAAAAACCAUGGAUGCUGGUUGUAAACCAUAUAUGGCUCCAGAAAGAAUAAAUCCAGAGUUAAAUCAGAAAGGAUAUAAUGUUAAAUCAGAUGUUUGGAGUCUUGGAAUUACAUUGAUUGAAUUGGCAAUUCUGCGGUUUCCUUAUGAGUCUUGGGGGACACCAUUUCAGCAGCUAAAGCAGGUGGUGGAGGAACCAUCCCCUCAGCUUCCUGCUGACCGUUUUUCUAAAGAAUUUGUUGAUUUCACAUCACACUGUUUGAAGAAGAAUCCUGCAGAAAGAAUGAGCUAUGUGCAACUCAUGGGUCAUCCUUUUUUUAAUAUACAUGAUGCCAAGGAUACAGAUGUUGCUUCUUUCGUACAAGAGAUUUUGGGAGAUGACCCAAACUGACCUUAUGUUUCAUCCAGUAGAGCUGCUGAUUAUUUAAUAUCUUUACCCUGUUUAGUUGAGAGAGGGACAUUACAGUGGUUUGCACUGGCUACUUGAUCUUCACCUUUCAGUAUGUUUACAUAGUGCUUUAGAAGGCACUAUCUGACACUGCUGUUGAUUUAUUUUGAAACCUGUAAGCAGCCAAGUACAUGAAAAAGGAAGUACGUAAAGCAACCAAACUGAAUGAAACUGCUUGACUUUCAGACUGCAAAAACCUGCGGACCAGUAAAAGAGGAACAUUGAAGCUGAAUGUAUUUUAACCUACUUUUUAUAAUUGAUUAUAGACUAUGAAUUGUUUUCUACAUUAUUUGGGGGGAUGCAUAUUGGCAUGAACAUGAAAUCCCACACGCAGUCGCACACUAUCUUCUGCUUUUUGCCAGUAUGGAAUUAUAACAGCAGAACGUGGUGAAUUUUAACGCUCAUUAGGACACAGUGCAAAGACUUUGUUUCAUGUCAUGAGACAGGUACAAGUACCCUUGCAGCUAGAUUCCUGCAGGUGCUUUUAUUUUCUGUCUUAAUGCAGCCAAAUAACUGAAACAUUUUAUUUAAACAUAGGUGGUUUAAUAAGGAGGUUUUGUUUUGAUGACAAAAAAAAAAAAAAAAACAAAACUAUGAUUGUUGGUGGCAGUACCUUUGAAAAACUGCUUAUAGACCAAUCAAUUUGUUUUAAUGAUUUUAUGUGCUGUCACAGAUAAGUAAUUGGAUUUGAUCGCAUGAACUGCCUUGUAAAAAUGUUUUUAAGCUAUAAUGUUUUUAUCUGAGCCUGUGUGCAUACCAGAAUAACUCCAAGCUGAUGUUUUUUGCCAACUUGAUGUAGACAUGUGUUUCUGGAGUUGCCUGUUAAAUGUAAAAGAAAAUUAAGUAUUUUUUUCAGCA